Molecule: messenger RNA, 326 nt
Organism: Aspergillus welwitschiae
Lineage: Eukaryota; Fungi; Ascomycota; Eurotiomycetes; Eurotiales; Aspergillaceae
Exons: 1
Coding region: 113-271 (52 amino acids)
Source: RefSeq, a predicted model, not a curated record
CUUUAGUAAGAUAUCACGGUUGUCUUUCCGCAGCUGGAUGGAUUGACAAAGGCGACGAAUUGGCCACUCUCGAAUUUGACGUCGAGGUCCGUGAAAUGAAGUGUAUCCUGUAAUGGAUAGCGGAAACGUUAUUGAACCCAAUGUUGGCUUCAGUGCGUGUACACAAAGACCAUACUUGAGCCUUAACAGCCCGAGCAUGCUCUCACUCGGCCUCUUUCGGACACAGAUUCUGCAUGCUGUAUGCAGAUGCUAUCGCUUGGGCGACGUGUGAUCCAGAGCUGAAGAACCUGGCCAGUAGAUAUUCCGCCUCGAAUAGUUCGCAAACU